ACAAGUUCUUGACUCGUCCUGUCCAGACAUCUUCAUGUUCCACUUCGAAAUGCCAAAUUUUUCAAGAAAUUAGGGUUCACACACUCUCUCUCUCUAUGCUCAAAUUUUCCCCCUAAUUCUCUUUUCCACGUUGUUCCAUUUUCGUUUCCCUCCUCACGUAUUCAAAUUUCAAUGUCAACUUCCACAGUUUCAAUCACGGCGAAUCCUGGAGCCGCUAGGCGUAGACCCGUCGAAAAACAUAAGCCGGGCGUGGAUUUGAUCGGGGCCGAUGGAGUAACCGUUGGUUCUCCGAGUAAUGAUCGACUCGGAAUCGGUGAUAUUGGGAUUGGGAAAGAUCGAAGCCAUUCGAUUAGAGGCGAAACAGUUUUAGAGAGAUCAAGAGAGCAUGUAGCAGUUGAGGUGAAGAAGCCAUUGCCCAGUUCAGCAAACGGCAAUGUAUUGCCCCGCCGGAGUACACGAAAGGUCGUCACCAAGACCGAGAAGCCUCGGUGGCAGAGAGUGGUUCGAGUUUUUGCCAAGAAUUUCCUUCUUUUGCUGGUUCUCGCGGGUUUUAUCCUGAUAAUUCGUCGAUGGGUUUUGAAUUCGAGCAAUGGUUUUGAUGUUUCUUUGAAGGGUUCGGAUUUCGCGGGGCGGAUGGCGGAAAUGGAAACUUUCGUGAAGAAGACGACGAAGAUGAUGCAGGUUCAAGUUGAUGUAGUGGAUACGAAAAUCGAGAAGGAAAUAGGGGGUUUAAGAAGUGAAUUGGGUAAGAAAAUUGAGGACCAAGGAUCAGAAUUCGUGGCAGAGUUGGAGAAAUUGGAUGGCAGAACUGGGAAUUUGGAGAAGGCUCUCGGUGAAUUGAGGUCCACGGAGUGGUUAAGCAAACACGAUUUUGAUGGGUUUUUCGAGGAGUUUAAUAAGGCAAAGGGAAUUGAUAGUGGUAGUGAUGUGAGUUUGGAUGAGGUGAGAGCUUUUGCGAGGGAGAUAGUUGAGAAAGAAAUCGAAAAGUAUGCUGCCGAUGGGCUUGGGAGGGUGGAUUAUGCUUUGGCAUCUGGUGGGGGCAUGGUGGUGAAGCACUCGGAGCCUUAUAUUGUAGGGAAGGGAAGUGGUACUUGGUUUUGGAGAAAAGGGGUUCAUCAUGAUGCCAUAAAGAUGUUGAGGCCGAGUUUUGGUGUGCCAGGCGAGUGUUUCCCUCUUAAAGGAAACAGUGGGUUUGUUCAGAUUAAACUUAGGACGGCCAUCAUACCAGAGGCUAUAACUUUGGAGCAUGUUGCCAAGAGUGUUGCUUACGACAGAUCAAGCGCUCCCAAGCACUGUAGGGUCUCUGGAUGGCUCCAAGGGCUUGAUACCACUGAUCUAGCAGUUGAUACCGAGAAGAUGUUUCUUCUGACAGAGUUUAUGUAUGACCUCGAGAAGAACAAUGCUCAGACUUUUAAUGUGUUGGACUUGGCAGCCUCUGGUGUUGUUGACAUGAUCAGGCUUGAUUUCACAUCCAAUCAUGGAAGCCCUUCUCAUACUUGCAUCUACCGCUUGAGGGUGCAUGGUCAUGAAUCAAACUCUGUCUCAAUGCUGGCAAUGGAAUCUUGAUCCUGGCACACUAUGGUUGAACAGGCAUUACAAUUGUUAUAUUUAGUUAGUUUCUUAUUCUUUUCCUGUCCUUUGAUAAUUUUUUUUAGGGUUUCUCUUCUUCUAGUCGAUUAUGAACUUUUGACUGGUCCGGUUUUCGUUAGUGUUUUAGAUGGUUGUACUUGUAUGUGCGUUUUUUCCCUUCAUAUUUGCCGGGGUAUAGGGAUCGACCGAGGUCAGUCGGUUGGCUACUCUAGGUCUCCAGUGUCAUUUUAUAUGUACUCAGGCCUUUAAUUGUAUGAAUGUGUUUUCAAAUCUAUUGUUCAAGAGGUCAUAAUCAGCAG
This is a messenger RNA of Ilex paraguariensis (yerba mate), 1889 nucleotides long. The record is from the annotation of a GenBank genome assembly. NCBI's taxonomy places the organism in Eukaryota, Viridiplantae, Streptophyta, Magnoliopsida, Aquifoliales, Aquifoliaceae.